AUGUCUUUUUUCUCUUAUGAUGCUGAUCCUUUGAGGUGUCUUCAGUGGCUAGAACAGAACAAUGGAUCUCUUACUCAACUUGGCCAGCAACUUAAGAUAGAGCUAAAAUGGCUUAAAAUAUUUCUUCAUUGGUCAAGAAAAUGCAACUCCUCUUAUCAGGAUUUGAAAGAUCUCUUCAAAGGUGUGGAAGCUGAAGUUCACUAUGCAAGAAAUGAACUUCACUCUCUAUGUUAUCGUGUUUCUCCUCCGAUUAACGAGAGUUUGGGAUCUGUUAUUUUCGAUAUAAUAUCAAGAAUUGAACCUUUUAAACUGCAAGUCAAAGAAGCUUUUAUGUCUGUUUCACAAUGCUUACUACAACCUGAAGAUGAUCUUUCCCUGGAGUUCAUUGAUUCUGUUGUGGAAUUUCUUGAGGAUCUGUUGUGUUAUUAUGAUGACAAACUUAUUGUUCCAGAGGUGAAGGAACAGAUGGAAUCUCUUCAAUACAAGCUAAGAUUUUCGAGAGAUUUUCUGCGAUUGACCCAAAAAGAGUGCACUGAUUUAGAGAAAUGGAAAUCUCUCCUGAUGCAUAUUGAAAACUUAGCUGCAAAAACUGCAGGUGUUUCUUUACUAGAUGAAGAUUUGGAUAAAGAAAGAUCACUAAGCAUGAAGCUUGAGGUUUAUGAUCUUUCUCGAGAUGCAAUCCCUAUUAAGCAAGAACUUGCAGGGGUUUAUACUGUUCUCUUGAAAGGACUUAUGACUCAGAAACCACGGACUUGCUCUAUGGAUGAAUUUGUGGUGGGAUUUGUUGACUUCCUCUUGAAGAAUAUAGUUGAAGUACAAAAAGAGUGUGAGGUAGGUGGACUCGAAACACUUCAUGAAGAGUUAAGACUCCUGGUUUAUUUCCUAUCAGAUCCACCAAAGGAGUAUGUGGAAGAAGAGAAGGUGAAUGAGUACUUGAUUCAAAUCGAAGCUGCAAUCCACGAGGUAGCAUCUGCUAGUUACACUUUUGAUAUCAAAGAAACAAACGAUGAUUUGCUGAGGAAAAUUGAGUUUAUCGCAAGAGAAGUUAAAGAGUUUUAUCAAAGGGUUCCAAGGUCCUCAAGGUAUGCAUCUCCUAGGACUAAUGGAUUAGGCUUCAUUGAUCUUCUCUUAGGAAAUUUGAAUGAGCUGCUUACUGUAAAGACUGACUUGAUUGCACCUGUAAAGCACCAAAUUGAAGCAAUCAGCAGAGAUCUAGAGAUCAUGAGAUCUUUUCUUGUUGAUUUUUCAAAUGACGAAUAUGAGCAAGAAAAGUUGAAGGAUCUUACUGAUCGUGUUAUCGAUGUGGCCUACAAAUCAGAGUAUGUAAUUGACUCAUUCAUGGUAAAGAGUGGACCUCUCUGGAGAUACAUGUUAUCAGAUUUAGAAAAAGAUAUUAAGCUUGUUAAGCUUGAGAUUGCCAAUACUUGUGCCACGGAACUGUUCAAGGAAUCAACACCUGUUGUCAUAGCCAGUUCAAAUCAAGAUAUUGUAGCAAUGGAGGAAGUUGUUGGCUUUAAGGAUGAGGCUUGGGAGAUAAUAGGGCGGCUUACAAGGGGACCUGUGCAGCUAGACACAGUCUCAAUAGUCGGUAUGCCAGGUCUUGGUAAGACUACUUUAGCCAAAAUGAUCUAUAAUGACAACUAUGUUGCCAACUACUUCUAUAUUCGUGCAUGGUGUUGCAUCUCGCAAACAUAUAACCGGAGACAGUUGUUGCUUGUUAUAUUAAGUCAAGUUACUAAGAUUUCCAAUCGUGUAACAGACACUAUGAGCGAUGGAGAUUUAGCUGACAAGCUGCGUAAGUGUUUGAUCAGAAAGAGAUACCUCAUUGUCAUAGAUGAUAUAUGGACAAUCGAGGCGUGGGAUGACUUGAGUGGAUGUUUUCCAGAUGAUGACUAUGGAAGUAGAAUUCUCUUCACAAGUAGACUCCAAGACGUGGCUUCACAAGUUAAUUGCGAUGGCGUUCAUCUCCUUCGAUUCCUCUCAAAAGAAGAAUGUUGGGAAUUGCUCCAGUUGAAGAUAUUCCCAAAAGAAAGUUGUCCUUUGGAAGAACUAAUUGAAAUUGGAUACAUAAUUGCAGAAAAGUGUCAAGGCCUUCCUCUUUUUGUUGUUCUAGUUGCUGGACUUCUAUCAAAGAUAGAAAGAUCUAGAGAUUGUUGGGAAAAGUUUGAGGUAAAUUUGAGUUCAAAACAGUUGAUGGACAUAGUAGAUAUGAGCUAUCAGAAUUUACCACAUCAUUUGAAACCUUGUUUCCUCUACUUGGGAGUGUUUCUGGAGGACAAGAAAAUUUCUGCUUCGCAAUUGAAAUGGCUGUGGAUUGCAGAAGGGCUUGUCCAAAAAUCGCUAACAGAGAGCUUAGAAGAUGUUGCUGAGCAUUACUUAAUGGAGCUUGUCAGUAGAAGUCUAGUGUUAGUUUCUGAAAGACGACUUACCAGAGGUAUCAAAGCAUGUCGUGUCCAUGAUCUCCUACGCGACUUCUGCUUGGAAAAAUCCAAAGAAGAGAACUUUCUUGAGUGGAUAUAUGAGUUGCAUGGAUCCCAUGAUAUUCAGAUUUAUGGUCAAGAUUGGGGUGCUGAUCCUCAUCAUCCUUUUUCCUCAGACCUCAAAUCAUAUCAUCAGAGGCGGCUUUGUGUUUACACCAAACGAAACAAGUUCAUCCUCUCAAAGCCUUCCGGUCCUAGUGUUCGCUCUCUACUGUUUUAUGCUACCUUUGAUGAUUAUCCACAAUGUGCCUAUGAUGUCUCAUUCAUUUUUCAUAAUUUCAGAUUACUUAAGGUGUUGGAUUUGAGGAGCAUCAACUUAGGUUCUUCUUUCCAACGCGUUCUGUUUUCGCUUGUUCAACUAAAAUACUUGGCAGUACAAGGUGCCUUUGAUCUUAUUCCUACACCAGAAGGUCAAUUUUGCAACCUUGAAACUUUUCUUGUAAAAGGUUUAAGGGGAGAGAUUCGGAUACCAGUGACUCUAUGGAAUAUGACAAGUCUGAGACAUUUGCAUAUCAAUGAUCGGGCUUCUUUCUAUUGGCCUAAUGGUGAUGAGGAAUUUUUUGAAGAAUUCACUCAUAUGGACAAUUUACUAAGCUUUUCUACUCCUGUUCUUGACAAUGCACCAUCCAUGGAAAAUCUACUGAGGAGAUCAGCCAAUUUGCGAAAACUUAGUUGCAUAUUUAGAGAGCCUUGGCAAUUUCCUUCACUAGACUUCCUCAAUCAACUUGAAUCACUCAAGGUGUUUUAUUAUGGGGGUAUGUUCCAAAGCUCAAGUUCAUUCAACUUCCCUACGAACCUCAAGAAGCUAACACUGUCAAAAUUUCGAAGACCAUGGAAUGAGAUUUCGACUAUUGGGAGCCUACCAAACCUCGAGGUACUGAACCUACUAUUUAGAGCUUAUGAAGGCGAAGAAUGGGAGGUAAGAGAUGAUGAAUUCGAGAAACUCAAGUUCUUAAAAAUGGACAGCCUUAACAUUGCACGGUGGUCAACCUCAGACGAUCCCUUUCCUCAUCUCGAGAGGCUACUGUUGCAAAGCUGCAAGAACCUUGAGGAAAUUCCUUCAUGUUUUGGAGAUAUUCCUACAUUGCAGAUGAUCGAGGUGAUGUUGUGCAGCAAAGCAGCCACAAGUUCAGCUUGGCAAAUUCAGGAAGAACAAAGUGAUAUGGGAAAUGAACUGCUCAAUGUCCUAAUCACUCAUCCAGAGUGGAGUUCUGGUGCUUUUUCUGAAGAGACAUAUAGAGAAGAUUAG
Lycium ferocissimum is the source of this 3729-nucleotide messenger RNA. Its product is annotated as putative late blight resistance protein homolog R1A-3. The record is from RefSeq and is a predicted model, not a curated record. Lineage: Eukaryota; Viridiplantae; Streptophyta; Magnoliopsida; Solanales; Solanaceae. Gene Ontology annotation, biological process: defense response to other organism. Gene Ontology annotation, molecular function: ADP binding. The transcript has a single exon. The coding region runs from base 1 to 3729 and encodes 1242 amino acids.